GAGGGCUCUUGAUCUGUACAGGGCCGCUGCUCACUUUGCCUGCCACUUCGACGCAGCACUUGUCGUUCAAGAACACCUUGCUGGAAAAGUGCCAGUUCCGCCGCUUGCCUUGCUGACUGCAGUCGCAACAGUCAGCUGGGCAGCAGGCUCACCAACCUCUUCUUCUUCUUCUUGCUCCUCUCUCUAGCAUUUGCAGCAGCAGCAACAGCAGCAGCAACAGCAGUCGCAUCUGCCUCGGCAGCACCUCCAGCAACAGCAGAGGAACCCCUACCCUGUGCAGCAGGUCAAUCAGUUCCAAGGUGAGAGCCCAGCAGGCAAUUGGGGAGCACAAGCUGCCUGCUAAUGCAUAGCUAGAUAUGAGCUAUGCAUUCUAUUUACUGUACUGCUAAUUGACGCAGAGUUAUUAACGUGGCAGGCAAGAGCAGGCAACCCAAGAGGAGAUUGUCAGAAACCGAAACUCUACGUAAGGGCAGCACAUCCUCUAUUUGUCAGAGUCUGUCCCGUUCAUAUGUAAAGCUGUGAUGCAUUGGUAGCCACCAACUUAGAUGACUUUAAAAGAGAAUUUAGGCAAAUUCAUGGAGGAAGAAGCUAUUAAUGGUUACUAGCGACAAUGGCUAUGUUCUGCCCCAUGGUUGUAGGCAGUAAUGCAUAAGUAUUGCUGGAAGCCACCGGCAAGGAGAGUGCUCUGGUGCUUUGAUCCUGCUAGUGGGUUCCACAGGCAUCUGGUUGGGCGCUGUGCUGGACUACAUGGGUCAUUGGCCUGAUCCAGUUGGCUUUUCUUGUGGCCUUAUGCUUGCUGGCCCUAUGCUUCCCCUCUCAGACCUCCAUGUGUUGAGCAUCCCAUUCAUUUCCAUGGGGUUUUCAUCCUGUGUACACAAAAUUCUAUUGAUAAAGAUAAUAUUAAGGAGCUACAAACAGUUGAAUCCACAUUGUUUUCAUCUUUUAAAUUUAAUCUUAGAAUGUUGUCCAAUGAAGAGCCCUGUCUGCUCAAAACACAUAAAUAUUGUGUUGGGGGGGGGAGAUGGAGAAGAGGACUUUUUUCAUAUUUUGUGAGUUUCCUUGGUACAUUUUAUUUACUUUUUUUUCUUGGUGUAGCCUUAAUAGAGAAAUCUAAAUACAUGGUCUGUAAAACAAAACACUCUCCUGGUGGUUAAAAUGGUGAUUUGUUAUUUUGUAUUAUAUUAAGCUGGAGGAUGUGCUUCAUAUUGUCAAUGAAACAAAGGAAGACACUGAGAUAUAGUUGGUUCCUGGGUUUUUUUAACAGUCAGGUAACACUUCACAGAAAUAUUAUUCUUUCUCAGUGGUUUCAUGUAUCUUUUUACUGAGGUGAGAGCUAUGCUCUUGUCAGCAGUGUGUACUCAGCAUUGUAUUGAGCUGGUGCCACAAUGAACUCUUGGCAUAAUCAAAAUUCCUCUAAUUAUUUUUAAAUAAAGAUGAUAAACACCAGAGCAUAUUUGCUUUCCAGAAAUCAAUAAUCCUUUCCAUCCACUCCUCCCUCUACAUCCCUCCUCAACAGGAAGACACCUAGUUUGGGUGUAUCUGCCAGGGUGUAGAAUUUAACAGGCAAAGGAUUUUCUGGCUUCCCGUCAUUGGUCCAAAGGUGGAGCAAAAUGUGCUUACAGUAUUGAUUUGUUAAUACACCGUCUCUGUUCUAAAUUUUUCUUCUUUCCAUAGACAUAAUCAGUAACACCACUAUAGAAAAUCCAUUCACUUAUGCCUCCUAAGCUAUAAAAAAAUUGAUUAGCCUCUCUGCGCCUGACAUUUCUAUUUUCAUGGGUUUAGUUCUGAAAGAUAAUGGAAAUAUUUGAAAGAGUGCCUCAGAUAACUAAUGGUCAGGCCAUUGUUUGUUUGUUUGUUUGUUUUCAAUUCUAAAUGCCUAAAUAGAUUUCUAACUAAUGCUUGCAUUAUUAUGGACCUCACUGACACCUCUUUGCACUACCAUUGACAGCACAAUCCUUUACAUGUCUACUCAGACGUACUUCCCAUUGGCUUCAAUGGGAAUUACUCCUUGGUAACUGUGUACGGCAUUGAAGUUUCACUGCCAGGCUGGGUGCUAACUGCAAUCAGACCACUAUCUGGAGAUAAUACUAGCUUUGCAAGACAACUCAAGAAGAGCCUUCCUGGAUCAGACCAAAAGGCCUUCCUAGUCCAGCAUCCUGAUUUCCACAGCAGUCAACCAAAGGCUUAUGGGAAGCUCACAGGAAGCGUAUGAGCACAAUAGCCAUCUCCUGCUUUGUUCCCCAGUGCCUAGCAUAGGAGCUACCUCCUAGGGGCCAAGAUCCCUUUGCGUCCACACGUCCAAUAAAAUAUUAUUGCCAAAACUCACUUUUUAAUAUUUUUCCUUCUUCUGCUUCAGGUUCCCCGCAGGAUAUAGCAGCAGUGAGAAACCAGGCAGCUCUUCAGAGCAUGAGGACUUCCCGAAUGAUGUCCCAGAACACCAGCAUGAUGACCAUGGGAGCCUCACAAAACACUGGCGCGAUGUCUGCCGCAGCUGGCCAAUCUGAGAUGGGGAUGGCUCCCUACAGCAGCCCAGCGGCCGGCCAGCCAGGAAUGUACAAUAUGAACACAGGAAUGAGCCAAAUGUUGCAGCACCCAAACCAAAGUAGCAUGAGCCUGGCACACAACCCAAGUCAGGGGCCGAGGCAGCCCACCUCGACACAAGGGGUUGGCAUGGUCAGUAGCUUUGGUCCAAACAUGUUGCAACACCAGCAGAUGAAAGGACCUGUGGGCCAGGUUCUACCCAGACCACAAGCUCCCAGACUUCAAAACAUGAUGGGGCCUGUCCCGCAAGGAGCACAGAACUGGCAGGCACGAGGCUUGCAAGGUAUCCCUGGAAGGACUAGCGGCGAAAUUGGACCUUUCAAUAAUGGUGCAGCUUACCCGAUGCAAUCUGCUCAGCCAAGGUUGCCUAAGCAACACUUCCCACAAGGCAUUAGUCAGUCUGUCAUGGACACAAGUGGAACAGUACGGACCCUGAAUCCAGCAAUGGGAAGGCAAAUGUUGCAACCACUCCCUGGACAACAAGGAACCAACAACCAAGCUAGACCAAUGGUUAUGCCUACAAUAAGCCAAGCAGUUCCCACUAUGGCUGGUUUUAACCAGUCCCCUGCACAACAGAUACCAGGGGGUAGCUUUGCUCAGAGCAGCCAAGGUCAGAUCUAUGAGAGGAAUCCCACUCAGGACAUAUCUUAUAGUUACAGCAACGAAGGAGCUGGCGGUUCCUUUCCAAGUAUAGCAGACAGCACAGACCUCGUAGAUUCCAUCAUUAAAGGUGGGCCAGGAGAUGAGUGGAUGCAAGAACUUGAUGAGCUGUUUGGAAAUCCGUAGCACAUGGGGAUAUGUAUAGUUACAAACCUUUGUGGGGUCAGAAAAAAGGAAAGCAGGAUGUUGUCCAUCCUUGUUUCUUUGUUUUGUUUUUAAAGCUGUGCAAAGCAAGCUGAUCUGUGGCUGAUUGUGGAAGGCAUGGAUGGAAUGUAAAGCAUUGAACAGAAGGCCUUGCUGGUGUCCUCACAGCAGUCUCCACCCCAUACUCCGCCUGCUGCAGGUGGGAAUAAGACAAAGAGAGAGGUAGGGGGCUCCAAAAAUUGCUACUUGCUGCCCAUGGGCUAUGGAAGAAGAUUGGUAGUCUCCACAUGGCAAGCACUGGCUGCCCCAUAACAAUAAACUUUCCACCACAGUUCUGCUGGAACUGCUGUAGUGUCAGGACAUUGCAGAGACAGGCGCCGAGACAAAAGAAGGGGCACCUGAAAGAGAAAGAGAGGCCGGGAUCAGUACAGGUGCUAAACUCUGGGUUUAAGCAAAUGACAAGUUUCUCCAUGUAGUUAUGUGUCUGAUUUGAUCAGGAGUCAAGCAGAGGCUGCUUGGUUAUGGUUAUGACUAGACAUGGCCGCAGAUGAAAGGGUCCAUUCAAUGUGCUAUCAAGUCUCCUUUGGGUGCAGAGAAAAUCCCUAUCUACAUAGUUUUCCAUUCCUGUGUUUCCGGUUUCCUCUAUAACCAAGUGACUCUUGAGUCACUUUUUAAGGAUGGGGGGAAAUACAGAGCUCUAGGACACACUGAGGCUGCAGUACUUAUAUUGCUCACUGAGAUAGCAGCUACCAAAGACACAGAUGCAAAAGAAAGCAGGCAUUAAAAAGGGAGAGGUUAUAUGUAUUAAGAACUUGCAAACAGUGGUGUCCAGCUUGUUCUUUUCCUGAAAAUUCAAGAUGAAUAGGUGUUACCUGUGAGGGGUUGGGUUGGACAGGCAGAUGUCUUUGGGAGAAGGGAGAGGGGCUAGUAAUUCUCCUGGUGGUCUUACAUAGAAAUUAUUUAGGAGCAGUGUCAACAUGUCUUUUGACAGGUUGGAAGCAAGUUUAUGCUUAACGUUCUCUAUUGGCUGGUCCUCUUUGUCAACCUUCCUACUAUGAACAUGAUAACACCAAGCUCUUUAUGAUGCCUAAACUAGUUGGUGACAAACAGAAUAAGAAAGGAAGGGUCUUCCAUUCAAUUGCUGGAAGUAGUUGUACAUAAAGUUACGACAUUCCAAAGAUCAAUCUUCAAAUGGAACUGUCUAAGCCACAGUUUUGUGUGGCUUGAACUGACCUGCAAAAAAAUGGAGUCAUUUAUGUUGGUGGGAGUUGAAUAUGAUACUAUUUGCCUGUGUUUUAGAUACAGGCUUGGUAUUAAACACAUGUCACUUUUUCGGGCCUGAUUAUACAUUACAUGCAAAUAUGUAACCAAACUCCAGUGGUGCAUUCCGUAUUUCCCCUAUCCCUGGGAAAUCCAAAUUCAGAGGCAGCAUUUUUUUUAGUGGAGAAUCAGCAGAGAGAUGGAAUACUUGUCCCUUUCCCCAGCCACCAUUUCCCCCAUGUUCUUUAGCACACUCCAGUUUUGGUAGUGACACCCGCCCUAUGGAAUGGCCUCCCAUCAGAUGUCAAGGAAAUAAACAACUCUCUGACUUUUAGAAGACAUCUGAAGGCAGCCCUGUUUAGGGAAGUUUUCAAUGUUUUAUUGUGUUUUUAAUAUUCUGUUAGGAGCCACACGGAGUGGCUGGGGAGGCCCGGCCAGACGGGCAGGGUAUAAGUAAUAAAUUAUUAUUAUUAUUUAAAGCAGAGGGUGGGAUGGGGUGAUGAGUAGGAGCGAGAGCAAACACACAUUUGGAACUCCGUAGGAUAGAAGCAACUCGGAGGGAUAGUUUUAAAGUGGAGAAGAAGCAAGCAGAGAAGGGUUCAGUCACAACCCACACUUCACUUAAAACCACAAACUCCAGAAGCUAACUUUCCUGGAAAAUGGGGAAGGGGGAGAAUUACGAUUCAGUUACACAUAUUUACAUAUAAGGUGUACUUAGGCCCUCAUCUGGUUUGUGACAUGAUUUUGAAACUCCCACAUACUGUCUCAUCAUCUAACUCACUGGAAUUAGUGGGAGACAUAUUGUUGACACCUUUGAAAGUUGGAUGUCGUGAGCUAAAAGAACCACUUCAUGCAACUUCCUGCUUGUGCUAACAUGAAGGUUGACCAAUGAGCUUGCACAUCAGUGGACUUGGCAUGUGGCAAAGCUUGCUAACAGAGAAGUGGUUUGCCAUGUUCUCAGUGCACAAUGUGCCAAGUCAGGACUCAUCUUAGCACCAGUGGAGAAUUGUGGCCUGAGGAUCCCAAGAAGAUUUUAGUCCACAAAUACUCUGAGCAUAAUUAGGUAUCAUUAUAUCAGCUAGUGCUGAGGACUGGAAGACCAAGAAAAAGGUUCUGUGGGUUACAGAAAUCAGCUGAAGAGGUGAGAGAUACAGCCACCUCCUUUUAAACCUGAAUAAGCAUGCAAAAGCGUAAGAUAGGAACCAGGUAUCUGUCUUCAUCACUCCUCUGGGGCAGGGUCACUCUUUGCUGGAAAGGGUGACAACAAGAAGACUAAGAAGUUGGAGUUUUGAACCGCACAAAAUCUAAUGAGUAAUUAAAUUUAACAUUCAGCUUUAUCAGAAAAGUACAGGAACUAGUGUUUGAUGAGGCCUCAAAAUCCAUUAUCUUUGAAAAGCUUCCUCCAAAUAUUUUGAACUGGGACCAAGUAAUAAAAAGUCAAACUUUAAUAUCUUGGGUUUGGUUUUGUUUUUUUACUAUGGUGCUGAUGUAUAUGAAAUGUUAAAAAAAGAAUUAUUUGUAAAUAUGUUUUUACAAUCCUGCAGAUAUCACUGGGUCUAAUCUGUAAAAUAUAUACAUAUAAAUAAAUAUUAUAUAAAUAUAAAUAUAUAUAUAAUGUUUGUUUAAAAUAGAGUAUUUUUAUUUCCUUCUUUAACUCAUCCUCACUGCAGUGGUAUUGCACUUCAGAUGUCUAAUUACUAAUUUGUACUGUAUCCUUGCCAGCAACUUGCUCCAUUUUAUCCAGAUUUUUCUAGUUUACUGUUUUUUACUUUGUACAUUGAACAUUGCUUAUUUCCUUUUAAGAACUGUACAGAGCUCUGGAAAAAAUGUAGAAAGGAACUAAUAACAUACCAAUUUUAAAGAAAAUAAUAAUAAAAGAUUGUUAUCUGAAUCAGUUUAAUUUUUAGGAGUUUCUCUCUUACCUGAUUUGGCUGACUCUGAGGGACACAAAAAGGUGGUGACGUUGCUCCUGUAAAAAAAACAUAGAAUAAACAAGAAACGGCUUUAUA
Podarcis lilfordi (Lilford's wall lizard) is the source of this 6614-nucleotide messenger RNA. Lineage: Eukaryota; Metazoa; Chordata; Lepidosauria; Squamata; Lacertidae. The record is from the annotation of a GenBank genome assembly.